Molecule: messenger RNA, 4586 nt
Organism: Rhopilema esculentum
Lineage: Eukaryota; Metazoa; Cnidaria; Scyphozoa; Rhizostomeae; Rhizostomatidae
Product: malignant fibrous histiocytoma-amplified sequence 1 homolog
Biological process (GO): signal transduction
Cellular component (GO): cytoplasm
Molecular function (GO): protein binding
Source: RefSeq, a predicted model, not a curated record
AGGUACAUCAAUGACUUGUGUCCGUUAUGGCGAUGAAUAUAUUUUUAUUACUGCUCGCUAUGCUACUUUUCAAAUGAUGAAUGUAUUUUUCAAACUUGUAUUCGUGUGUUUUUUAAGUUACUAUGUAGUAAAAAAGGGAAAAUUUUCCAGGGCCAGGGCUCUACUACGCAAACCGCUUCCAAACUACGAUAAGAGUUUGCCAACUCGUCUAAGUACCUUCACUUCAAAAUGUGCUCCAGCAUGCCUGUUAAUUUUUGUUUGACAGUUAAUUUUUAUGUAAAAAAGCUGCGAAUUAGGUUUGAAGUUAGUCUCUUUUCCAUUUCUGCCUCUUUUCCGGAAGAGAACCCUCAUAUCAAUGAUAUAGAAGCGCCGAAGGCGCUAGAUGUCUAACUCACAGGUACACUGUGAGGCAAAUUUGUUUACUUCCGCCAUUUUUAAUAGUGGCAAAAAGGAACUUGCUCCAUACUGAACCCUUAUAAAUUUGGUACAAGUAAGGAUUGAUUCCGUUCACUUCUCUUUCGAAUAUCUAUAUGAAAUUUGGUGAGUGGCCUUACAUUGGACUUACGGAUUUGUAUGAAUUGUAUGAUUACUAUGAAUUGAUGUUAAUAUUGGAAAAAUAAGCCGUCAUUCGCAAAUUCCAAGCAUUUACAGUCGUGGUGCUUGCUGCGGUGUUUUAGGUCACGUCGAAAUUCCAGAAAAUAAUGGUUGAUCUGUUUUAAAACGGAUCCAGCAACAAUGUUUAGCCGAUCGUCUAGUUCUGAAUCUGAGGUUAAAAAUUUUGUACAAAAGAAUUUGAAGAUUUUUUCAAAACGAGGCCGUAAGUCGAAUUGGUCUAUCAUUUCCUUGUCAAGUGAAGUCGCUUCGCAAAGGAAUCUUCUACUUUCUUGGAGUACGGUGUUGAGACAUAUUCUUUCGAAAAGAGCAAUCUCAGAGGCUGUAUCCGACAGAUGGAUUCUAAUUUUGCAAGCAGAGCCUUCAGUCAUAUCAGACGAAGUUUUACAAGAGGCCAUCAAUCAACGGAACAUAACGAACAUGAACCUACCAAUACAAAUGAAGAUGUUAAACUGGAUUUCACAACAAAUGAUGUUGACAGGGAUUAUAAUGUGGCUACCUUGGCGAAAGGAAGUGUCAGUGAAAUUAAAAUCCAUAUAAAGGACAUUGGUUUGCUUACACAACAUUUACAAAACAAGACAUCUUUGGUACGGCUUAAAAUAAGGCCGAAUGGAGUGGCUGAAGAAGACGACGAAUUAGAAGACAGAAGAUCUCCUCAGAGUUUUGAAAAGAUCUCCUACGAUUGUGAACAGUUUAUUGAAAUUUUGGGGAAGUUUCAAAACCUUGAAUACUUACACUUUGACAAUGAUGAUAAUGUUUCCACUGGGUUAUUGGAAAAUAUUGAACCUCUACAAAAGUUGCAAACACUAAUUCUGCAAAACUGUGGGAUAUCCAGCGUGAGCAACAAGCUCAGUCCGAUACUACGGUUUCUAGAGUUUAGUUCUAACAAGUUGAGUCAGUUUCCAAAGGAAGUUCUUUUCCUAGAGUGCCUAGAGACACUUGAUCUAUCAAACAAUUGUAUUUCAAAUUUACCCAAAGACAUAGACAAACUUAAAAAUCUAGAGAAAUUAGUUAUGUCAAAUAAUAUAUUAUCAGAGCUUCCAGAAUCAAUUUUGAAUUUGAAGUCAUUACACAAAUUGUAUCUCUCCUUUAAUGAAAUUAAAAGCUUGCCAUUUCAAAUCGGUAAGAUGUGCAAUAUGACACAUCUGGAACUCAGGGGAAACAGACUCACUUCUCUACCUGCAAGUAUUGGUGAACUUUAUCAACUAAAGAAAUUGAACUUAUGUGACAACAGAAUAACUGCCCUACCAAAAGAACUGUGUAAACUUGAUGUACAUGAUGAUGCCUUGCUGCUAGCAGGGAAUCCUCUUCACCAUCCUCCAGCUGAAAUUUGUGCAAAUGGUAAAAAAUCAAUUAAAGAUUUCUUUGAAGCACUUCAUGAUUCCAAAGGAAAGCUAUGUAGGAGGCUCAAAGCUGUUCUAAUUGGCGAAUCAUUUGCAGGGAAAACAAGUCUUGUUCAUGCGCUUGUUUAUGGUCAGGAUGGGAACAUUCAGCCUGAUGAUCGUACUGUGGGUCUUGACUAUUAUACCUGGAAGCUGAAACCUCUUGAAGAUCCUAUAGAAGUUCUCCUUGUGGACUGUGCAGGGCAAAGGCAGUAUUUGUUGACACACCAGUUUUUCUUUGCACAGGGAGUCCUUUUUAUUCUCUGUGUGGAUUUGUCAGAGUACAAAGAUGAAUCAAAUCACAAUACAAUGGUUGGUGACUGGAUUAAUCUAGUAAUAAGUCAGGUGCCAGGAGCUACAAUUCUUAUUGUUCCGACACAUCUUGACAUUUGCAAAAGAAAAGGCAUUGACUAUAUGGCAAGAUGUGAGAGUUUAUUGCAAAAGCUUAGGAAUGAAGAGACGGAGAGAAUCCAGGUGUUAGAGAAUGAAAUGAAGUUGAUCAGGUUUAAUGAAAAUCUGAAAGAAAAGUUGGAAAAGCUCAGUCAUCUUAAGCAAACAAGGCCAAAACUGUCCUUGCUUCUCAUUUCUACAUUAGAGGACCACGAAACUCAAAAUUUUGACGAUGAAAAGAUGGCAUUGGUACCUGUUUGUUGUAAAAAAGACCUUGAUGGUGUCGCUAUUCUGCGUAAAGAAAUAGAGCGCAUUGCAGAAAACAAGGUACUAUGUCCAAUUGUUUCGAAAGAUGUUCCAGAAAACUGGCUAUCCUUGGAAGAAAAGGUUUUAUCGCUUAAACAUGGAGCAACCAAUUUUAUGCCAGUGAAGACAUUGUUGGAAACCUGUGCUGAGUCAUGUAACCUUACUGAGAGUUCCUUUUAUUUGGCCCUUAGCUAUUUCAAUGAUAUUGGUCUAAUUUGCUACUUCCAGAAAGUAAGGCUAGCCAAGCAUCUGGUAUUUCUUAACCCAGAAUGGUUGGUUGAGUUGCUUCAAAUGUUAUUCAGAAUUGAUCACUCGACGACACUGAACUACAAUAACGAAAUCCAAAAGGAAGUUCGUAUUUCCAAUGAUCUCUUCCAACAGGACAAGGAGCUGUUUUUGGAAAAGGGUCUUUUAUCACAAACUCUUUUGAGAUGCAUCUGGCUUCCAAAAGUAAAAGGUGUUGAAGACAGUGACUUUUUAUCGAAAGUUGUCGAUGUGUUUCAACAUUUUGGUAUUAUUUGUCAACUUAAGGAGAGUAUUUCCUCAGAUGAUAUAACAUAUUUUAUUCCUUGGUUUGUCGCUGAAGAGGAACCAAAAGAUGCUAAAGACUUGUGGAUGAAGCAUGACAUUGAAGAGAAUAGUGACGUUGUCACCCGUGUCGACAUUGGUGUUGGGCGGCUACCUACAAGUGUUUCAGACCGGCUUUUAGUCUCCGCUCAGAGUUGUGCCUGUCUUUGCAUUCCAUGGAAGAGCGGAUUUUUGAUUAUUCAUCAACACUAUAAGUUCCGUUGUCAAAUUAAUAACGGGAGAUUGAACAGCUCAGUGACUCUACAUGGCAAGUCUAAACAUGGCUAUGUGAGGGACGUUUGGAAGCUUGUGCUAUUUAUAACAGAGAAACUCUAUUCCCUGGUUAGUGAGUGGAAUGGCAUGGUUCUGUACAAUUGGUACAGUAUCUGCCCAUGUUGUGUACGCAAGAGUAAACCAAAACCUUUCAUCUUUCGCAAAACGACUGCACCUUGCCCUGAAAGCAUCGCAUGUCACAAAUGUAACGAAUUUGUGAAUUCGAUCCAGAUUCAGCCCCCGCUAGAUCUGCUAGAGGUGGAUGCUGAUGCUCCAGACUCUAGACAAAGAAAGACAGAGCCGCUAACCGAUUUGGAGAUAUCAGAUGUUGCUUCAAUGAUUGGUGUUGCACACACAAGACUUGCCAAACUUCUUGGUUUGAGUGAAAACGAGGUCCAAGUUAUUCAAGCGGAUUAUCAUACCGUUUACGAACAAGCUGUUAAGAUUCUACACAAAUGGAAGCGUGAUAGAGGUGGAGCGAAUCGUUCAGAUCUAUUAUCUGCAAUCAAGAGGCUUGAAAAUCCUGAUCAAAAGCUCAUAACCUUUUUAGAAACAGGAAUUAAAUAAAACAAUCUCGAUAAACAAACAAUAUUUGAUUGCAUAUAGUAAGUAUACAAACUUAAUCAACUAGUUGUUCAAUUUUUUUAGGUUUUGUAACUAAUUGUAGCUUUACUAAAUAAAACAACGUUGUAAAUUGAUUAAGCUUUAUUACUCAGAGAUGAAAGUAUCUACAGCCAUGACCCCCUAGGGGUGGUGGAAGGGGAGAGGUGUAAAUUACCCCCAAGGCUUCGAGGUCUAGGGGCCUCAGAGUAAAAUAUUCCAUUUUCAAAAUUGAUUUUAUCAAAUGUAACAACAGUAUGCCUAAAUAUGCCAAAUUGUUUAAAUGCUGAGAUUUUUCGUCAUCUGAUUGCUGCCGCUUCCGAGAAGAAGGACCACGAGGACGUCUUGUAAAAUAUCGUUUUUACCAAUAUCGUUUUUAUUUCCGCCAAUAUACAGCAGAAAAGAUUUAAAGAAUCAAGAUGUAAUUAUUUGUUGGCCGUUUUAUACUCAUCGCAA